AUGGAAGAUAAACUGGAAAAGAUGGAACAUGGAAAGAAAGAAGGGGAAAAAGAACUUACUACAGAAGAGAUAUUUGAAGGGAAAGAAGUACUAUCAUGGACAUCUGUGUGCAAGAAAUUCGGUUGGUCAUACCACCCUUUUACUCGACAAGAAAAUACAGUUAUUGAGACUUGUGUUGUUGCUAUCUCUGGAAUAGCUUUUAGCAGUGGAUAUGCAAGUUAUAUGCUUGGCAUGACGAAGAAUAUUGCAGAUCAAGGACCAUCCAUAGCUAACACAACAAAUAAUGUUGUGACUCUCGACUUCAAGUUGAUGUUUGGUUUUCUUUUUGUUAUCAGUUUUCUAGGCCUCUUCUCUAUUCUUCCUUUGAGAAAGAUUAUGAUAAUUGAUUACAAGCUGACUUACCCGAGCGGAACGGCUACAGCUCUGCUUAUAAACAGCGUCCAUACACCCAAAGGAGAAAAGCUAGCAAAGGAACAGGUCAGAACGCUUUUCAAGUGGUUCGGUGGAAGUUUUGUCUGGGCAUUGUUUCAGUGGUUCUUUACAGGUGGAAACAAGUGUGGAUUUGCAUCUUUCCCGAUUUUGGGUCGUAAAGCAUUUGGCCACAAUUUUUACUUUGAUUUCUCAACUACCUAUGUUGGGGUAGGAAUGAUCACCCCUCACAUGAUAAACUUAUCUUUGUUGCUUGGAUCCAUUGUCUCGUGGGGAUUAAUGUGGCCACUUAUUGAACAACAGAAAGGUAAGUGGUAUAGUGCAGAUCUUCCGGAUAGUAGUCUAAGUGGUAUGCAAGGGUAUAGGGUCUUUACAGCAAUAGCAAUGAUCCUAGGUGAUGGUUUAUUCCAAUUUGUUGUUCUGUUAAGCAAAACCUUAUACAGCAUAUGGAAGAAAACUUUAGAGAAAGAGCAUAAUUCAACGAAUACUACUACUAUACCUGCAAUGAGCUAUGAUGAUCAACGUCGAACUGAAUACUUUUUGAAGGAUCAGAUCCUACUUUGGUUCGCUGCACUCGUCUAUGUUUUGCUCGCAGUCGCCGCUAUCAUUGUUGUUCCCAUACUAUUCCCUUCGUUAAAAUACUACCACAUUAUGGUAAUAUACAUCAUUGCACCUGUCUUGACCUUUUGCAACUCUUAUGGAACCGGUUUGUCAUAUUGGUCUUUAGCUUCUACCUAUGGUAAACUUUCCAUUUUCAUAUUUGGUGCCUGGGUUGGUUCAAGUAACGGAGGAAUCAUCGCUGGUUUAGCUGCAUGCGGUGUUAUGAUGAAUAUAGUAUCGACAGCUGCAGAUUUGAUGCAAGAUUUCAAGACGGGUUACCUAACCCUUGCUUCUCCAAGAUCUAUGUUUGCUAGCCAACUAAUCGGAACCAUAAUUGACGUCAUUCUUUCUCCCUUGGUCUUCUGGUUCUUCUUUUACAAUUCCAGUCUUGGGCAAUCUGACAGUUCAUCUCCGGCUCCUUUCGGAGUUGUAUAUCGUGGUAUCGCUCUUAUUGCUAUUGAAGGAGUAUCAGGCCUACCCAAGAAUUGCUUGGCUCUAUGCAUUGGAUGUUUCCUCUUUGCUGUGUUAUUGAAGGUAAUCAAAGAAGUUAUGAUGCAUUUCAACAUCAAGGCUCACAAGUAUGUUCCAAGUGCCAUGGCUAUGGCCAUCCCAUUCUACUUGGGUGGGUAUUUUGCGAUCGAUAUGUGUGUUGGAAGUCUAUAUAGGUUGUGGAAGGAGUGGAAAAACAAAGAUGAAGCUGAUGCUUUUGUACCUGCGGUGGCGUCAGGGAUGAUUUGCGGUGACUCUCUGUGGGGAAUGCCGGCUUCUAUACUUUCAUCAUUCAAUGUGAAGCCUCCUUUGUGCAUGAAGUUUUUUACCGACGGCAAGGUUGUUGAAUUCUUGAAAGCCUCUAAGUAG
Papaver somniferum (opium poppy) is the source of this 1887-nucleotide messenger RNA. RefSeq names its product probable metal-nicotianamine transporter YSL7. Gene Ontology annotation, cellular component: membrane. Gene Ontology annotation, molecular function: oligopeptide transmembrane transporter activity. Bases 1 to 1887 code for a protein of 628 amino acids. The transcript has a single exon. The record is from RefSeq and is a predicted model, not a curated record. NCBI's taxonomy places the organism in Eukaryota, Viridiplantae, Streptophyta, Magnoliopsida, Ranunculales, Papaveraceae.